Molecule: messenger RNA, 369 nt
Organism: Akanthomyces muscarius
Lineage: Eukaryota; Fungi; Ascomycota; Sordariomycetes; Hypocreales; Cordycipitaceae
Exons: 3
Coding region: 1-369 (122 amino acids)
Biological process (GO): termination of RNA polymerase I transcription; DNA-templated transcription
Cellular component (GO): RNA polymerase I complex
Molecular function (GO): zinc ion binding; DNA-directed RNA polymerase activity; nucleic acid binding
Source: RefSeq, a predicted model, not a curated record
AUGGCAGCAAUCGGCUCCCUCGUUUUUUGUACCGACUGCGGCAAUCUUCUGCCUUCUACCAAAGGCACAGAUCGAAAUGUGCUGAAAUGCGAGUGCUGCGAUGCCGAAAACCAAGAUACCGGAGCGAAAGCGACAGUCACGCAAUCGAAGCCAUCCGACUUCCCUUCGUUCCUCAGACAAAAGCUGCAGUCCAGCGUCCAGGCCAUCGAGCGACACAAUAUCCAGACCGAUAGUACUAUACAGGAGCCUUGCCCUAAGUGCGGCCGCGAGGAGGUUCGGUAUACAAACGUGCAGCUUCGCAGUGUAGACGAAGGUUCAACUAUUUUCUACAUGUGCGACUGUGGCUAUUCGUGGCAGCAGGACAAUUAA